CUAGACUAUAUUAAGUUCCUGGCAGAGCGUCUCUUUGUUGUUACCGACGUGGUGGUUUCGUUGUUAGGAUGUCUGGCCGUGGCAAAGGAGGAAAAGGCUUAGGGAAGGGAGGCGCUAAGAGGCACCGUAAGGUCCUUCGAGACAACAUUCAGGGCAUCACGAAGCCCGCCAUUCGCCGCUUGGCUCGCCGUGGGGGAGUGAAGCGUAUCUCCGGGCUCAUCUAUGAAGAGACUCGAGGCGUCUUGAAGGUCUUCUUGGAGAAUGUUAUCCGGGAUGCUGUUACCUAUACUGAACAUGCCAAGAGAAAGACGGUGACGGCCAUGGACGUAGUUUAUGCUUUGAAACGCCAAGGCCGCACCUUGUAUGGUUUUGGUGGUUAGAAAGCUACAUUUCCACUGCUGACAAAGGAACCCAAAGGCCCUUUUCAGGGCCACCCACGCAGUCAAUUUAAAGAGCUGUUUUCAUUUGGCAAAAAAAGACCCCUAAUUAAUGUAACUACUAUAAA
Molecule: messenger RNA, 505 nt
Organism: Crotalus tigris (Tiger rattlesnake)
Lineage: Eukaryota; Metazoa; Chordata; Lepidosauria; Squamata; Viperidae
Product: histone H4
Exons: 1
Coding region: 69-380 (103 amino acids)
Biological process (GO): nucleosome assembly
Cellular component (GO): nucleosome
Molecular function (GO): structural constituent of chromatin; DNA binding; protein heterodimerization activity
Source: RefSeq, a predicted model, not a curated record